Cercospora beticola is the source of this 3129-nucleotide messenger RNA. It is a transcript of the gene LAS21, whose product is annotated as mannose-ethanolamine phosphotransferase LAS21. Gene Ontology annotation, cellular component: endoplasmic reticulum membrane. The record is from RefSeq and is a predicted model, not a curated record. Gene Ontology annotation, biological process: GPI anchor biosynthetic process. Lineage: Eukaryota; Fungi; Ascomycota; Dothideomycetes; Mycosphaerellales; Mycosphaerellaceae.
UCGACUUUCCGCGUUUCUCCAUCCCUCCUCUCUUGUGCAACGUCACCUCUUCAACAAUGCACAACUGUCACUACGCUAUCAGCAUCGGCGCCGAAUUGAGAUGAAGUUGUCGACGUACUGACUGUUGCAGAAACGAAGCCGCAAUGGCACGUCCGAGUCGCGUCCAGACCGCAACGCUCACGUUCGCGAAUCUCCUGCUCCCCGUAGCCGUCCUCGUCUUCGCCAGCGGAUUCUUCCCCUAUAAACCUGUCCUGCCUGGCCUUGCCAAAUUUGAAGAUGCGCGGAAUGAUGGAAGAGUAGAGGGCAGCGUGGGUCAUGAUGGGCGGCCAAACGCGCCAUUUGACAAAGUCAUCUUCAUGGUCGUAGACGCGCUGCGAAGCGACUUCGUCUACGGCCAUGACAGCGCCAUGACUUUCACGCAGAGCUUGAUCCGCUCUGGCGCCGCGGUUCCCUUCACCGCCCACGCAACUCCGCCUACAGUUACGAUGCCUCGCGUCAAAGCCCUUACCACAGGUUCCGUCCCCUCCUUCCUCGAUCUGAUCCUCAACUUCGCCGAAUCCGACACCACAUCCUCCCUCGCGACUCAAGAUACCUGGCUGGCGCAGAUCAAAUCCCGCGGCGGCAACAUAGUCUUCUACGGCGACGACACCUGGCUGAAAUUAUUCCCUGAUAACUCCACGAAUCCGGAAGAACCGCCGUUCUUCCUGCGAAGUGAUGGAACCAGUAGCUUUUUCGUUUCGGAUUUCACAGAAGUUGAUCUCAAUGUGACGAGACAUGUUCCGCAAGAACUUGGUCGCGCUGCUGAUUGGGAUGCCAUGAUUAUGCAUUAUUUGGGGUUGGACCACAUUGGGCAUAAGACGGGGCCAUUGGGUCGGAAUAUGCUGCCGAAGCAAGAGGAGAUGGAUGGGAUUGUGAAGAUCAUUUUCGAGGCCAUGGAAGAGGAGGAUGGCGAUCUAGCGAAUGCGGUACUGGUCCUGGCCGGCGAUCACGGAAUGAAUGCUGGCGGGAACCAUGGAGGAAGUGGACCUGGAGAAACCGAGCCUGCGUUGGUGUUCGUGAGUCCAAAGUUAAGAGAGCGAAGGGAGAAGAGGAGGUAUGAGUGUCCGACAUUGCCAAAGGAGGGAACCGAGUUUCACUAUUACACGAAAGUCGAGCAGAGCGAUUUUGUGCCUACGUUGGCGGGAUUGCUGGGACUGCCGAUCUCGAGGAAUAGUCUGGGAGUGAGCAUUCCGGAAAUGGAGGGGAUGUUCACAGAGAUGGAGAAGUUUGAGCAUUUGAAGCGCAAUGCGGAGCAGAUCUUGCAAAUCGUUGUGGCGACGUAUGGGGAGAAGAGCUGGGACGAGACGGUGGUGAUUAUGGAGACAUUGCUGAUGUCGAGCAAGACGCCUGAGGACCUUGCCAAGACUGGGGAGAUGUGUGAAGAAGCACAUGGGGAGAAGAAGCUGGCUUGUCUUUGGGCAACGUGCAAGGCACACCUGCGAGGCGUCAUGGCUCAGUCUUCCGACCAAGAUUUGCAACAAGCACAAGAGCAACUUCGCAAGUUCCUGCUGGCUGCGCAGGACGAGUUGAGCGGCACGGCUUCUUCGUACAACAUCCCUCGCAUGGUCACCGGCAUGGCGCUCACGGCUUUCAUCAUCGGCCUUGCGGUAUCAUCUUUCCCCGAACUCUGGCCAGCAUCAUCAGCGGGAGUCUACUUCGCGCUGAUUAGCUUGCUCUACGGCGUCAUGAUGUUCGCGUCCUCAUAUGUCGAGGAAGAACAGCACUUCUGGUAUUGGCUUACUCCGGCUUGGCUCACCGUCCUCACAAUCACUCGGCUUCCGAACUUCACGACAUUACCGAGCCGACUGCGUCUCUCGGCUGCCGUCUUUUCUCUCCUUGCCGUGCAUCGGCUGAGCGUGAGAUGGAACCAGACGGGACAAAAAUUUGCUGGCGCGGACGACAUUGUUCACACGUUGUUUCCGGAGCACCACGUGGCAAUGUGGCUACUCAUUUUGGCCACCUAUGCUUACCAAGGAUUUCUGCUUGUCACAAGAAGCUUUGCGGGAUUGAUGGGAGCGGAAGUCGCAGUUCCGCUGGCUGUUGUAUGCGUUUUGCCGGGCAUCGUAUUUAAGUUGAACUUCACCCAAGCGGAUGCCCCGGAACUGGUGAGAGGUUUAGCGAGUGGGAUUCGAGCGCUUACGCAAAACGUGGACUUGGUGGUCCAAGCGAGAGUUGCCUUUGGUGUUCUCGCAGCGGGAUUGCUGGUGGUGAUCGUAUUGGCGCUUAUGUCGUGGAGGGAGAGUGUAAGGCAGCAGGACCAGGUGGGAAGGUUACCGAGCUUGGCGGAGAGGUGCCAUGGUCUGCUGAGUCUCUUCUUGAUGAUGCAGACCAGGGCACCAAAUGUGACCUUAAUUCUGGGUUGGGAGCUACAGAGAGAAGCUUUGGCGUACCUCUUGAACAGGCAGGACGAGGCGAAGAAGACGGGCGGGAGAAAGGCUUCAUCGAACAUCACCGCCAUUGCGACCUCUGUCCUCCUUUGCAGCCAUGUCGCAUAUUUCUGCGCGGGAGGAAGCAACUCGAUCUCAUCGAUUGAUUUGAGCAAUGCCUACAACGGCGUAGCGGAUUACAAUAUCGUUGCCGUGGGCAUCUUGCUCUUCGCAUCAAACUGGACUGGAGCUAUCUGGUGGUGCAGCGCAGCAAACCUGCUACUCUCGAGCCAUGAACUGAACGCGAAGCCCUCACUGUUCGCUGCUUCGAGAAGCACGGAAGAGAAGAAGAAACAAGGAAGCUGGAUCGAUGCCGAACGCAAGCGUCUUCAUGAGGAGAGCUUAAAGACUGUCAUGGGUGCAGAGAAGUCUGCUUCUUCGAGAUUGGCGAACGCUGGCGAGGUGGACCGCGCAUGGGACUGGCAAGUCUACUUGUCUCACAUGACAACUUUCAUUGCCAUCUCUCUACUCGCUGUCAUGGCGAGUUGCACGGCGCUGAGGACGCACUUGUUCAUUUGGACAGUGUUUAGUCCGAAGUACUUGUAUGCGAUGGCGUGGAGUAUUGGGUGGCACUUACUCAUCAAUGUCGGCUUUGGCAGCCUAUCGAGGAGUUUGAAGAACGUGGCGUAGAGGUCACAUAGAUUUAAUAGCCUUGCAAAAGGAC